Messenger RNA from Cuculus canorus (common cuckoo), 1990 nucleotides. It is a transcript of the gene HMCES, whose product is annotated as 5-hydroxymethylcytosine binding, ES cell specific. Bases 141 to 1148 code for a protein of 335 amino acids. The record is from RefSeq and is a predicted model, not a curated record. NCBI's taxonomy places the organism in Eukaryota, Metazoa, Chordata, Aves, Cuculiformes, Cuculidae. The transcript is spliced from 6 exons. Gene Ontology annotation, molecular function: single-stranded DNA binding. Gene Ontology annotation, biological process: DNA damage response.
CCCGCUCCCAUACGCGCUCCUGACACCUGUCCGCCUAUGGCACCGCCCCUUGCCGCUCCUGGCCACGCCCCUUUGCGCCCCAGGUCACGCCCCCUGCCCCGUUGCCGGUGCCGCCGCGCAGAGCGGCGCGGGGCGGAGGGAUGUGCGGGCGCACGGCGUGUUCCCUCGGCGCCGACAACCUCCGCCGGGCCUGCGCCUACCGCGACAGGCGGGGCCUGCGCCGCCAGCCCGAGUGGAUCCAGGCGGAGCGGUACCAGCCCUCCUACAACAAGGGCCCGCAGUCCCGCGGCCCCGUGCUGCUCUCCCGCCGGCACCUCCACCAGGAUGCCGACUCCUCCGAGCGGGUCCUCAUGGACAUGCGUUGGGGCCUGGUUCCCUCCUGGUUCAAAAAGGACGACCCCUCCAAAAUGCAGUUUAAUACCUCCAACUGCCGCAGUGACACCAUGCUGAAAAAGUCCUCCUACAAGGGUGCUCUCCUCAAGGGCAAGCGCUGCGUGGUCCUGGCAGAUGGCUUCUACGAGUGGCAGCAGAACAGCGGGGGGAAGCAGCCGUAUUUCAUUUACUUCCCCCAGACCAAGGAUGCUGUGGACGAGGGGAAGGAGGGAGAUGAGGAAUGGAAAGGAUGGCGGUUGCUCACAAUGGCUGGGAUUUUUGACUGCUGGGAGCCGCCAGGAGGAGGAGAAACGCUAUACACUUACACCAUCAUCACCGUGGAUGCCUCCAAGGAUGUGAGCUUCAUCCAUCACAGGAUGCCUGCCAUCCUGGAUGGGGACGAGGCCAUAAGGAAAUGGUUAGACUUCGCUGAAGUGCCAACCCAGGAAGCAGUUAAACUCAUCCAGCCCACAGAGAACAUCGUUUUCCACCCAGUGUCUACCUUUGUCAACAACAUCCGCAAUAACGCGCCCGAGUGCCUCGCACGCAUCGAGCUGGGAGCCAAGACGGAGGUCAAAACCACCCCGAGCAGCAAAGUGAUGCUGGGCUGGUUAAAAAACUCCCAGGAGGGUUCUCCCCAGAAGAAAGAAAAUGAUUUGCCCCGGUGGACUAGUCAGUUCAUCCACAACCCUUCGCCCAAGAAAACCAGCGCAGAUAUCCUGCAGCAGUGGCUGGGAAAGGAGGGAGAGCCAGCUGCAAAGAAGCGCAAGGCUUAGGCACUGUCUAGGAUGGCUGGCCAUCCUUUUUCCUCCUGUUUUCCCUAAGUGGGAUGAGAAACACUUUUCGCAGAUGGCUCUUGAGUUUCUCCAGGCCUCUCAGGUGUUGAUUUGAUGCUCUAGGUUGUUGUCUCUGUUCUUUGUGUUUUGUUAAAGGCUGGUGUUUGUCUUUGAAGGUUUUGGCCUUGUCUUGUGCUGACGGGAGUGGGUAUAAUCUGGUAGUCGCUUGUGCCAAGUCUAGAUAAAGCCUUGAGAAGCAUCUCAGCCUGCUGGGAAGGAGUAGCUUCUGCCUUCUGACAGUGUUCACAGCUCUUCUCUCUUCCCUUCUUCUCUUCCCUUCUUCUUUUCCCUUCUUCUCUUCCCUUCUUCUUUUCCCUUCUUCUCUUCCCUUCUCCUUUUUUUUUGGUAUUAAACUGAUACUUUUUCACUUAAUUCCAUAUUAAUUCUGUACAAAUUCCUUUCGAUUGCUCUUGCCCUCCAAGGGUGACUGCAGUACAGAGGAUCAUGCAGUGAGUUUUAGGAGGAACCCCCAGUCAGGGAGGGUCCGCCGCAGUCUUUGCACUCUGUACCAGCAUUGCCCCAUGAGUUUGUGGCUCCUGAACAGGGAGAUGUUUAAGCAGGGCCUGGGAGGAACUGGGUUUUCCUUGGGUUUCCCUGCAGGCAGUGGGGUGGGACAGCGUGUCUUGGUCACGUUGUAUGCACGAUCAUGUUGUUAAUGAGAUUUGAAGACUUAGAGAGGAUUUUCUUGAUCUGUGGAGGGAUGCAUUCUGCUUUCUUCAUAAAGGUCAUUCAUCAAAGCCCAGAUAACCAAAGUGCCGUUACAGAACAGCUUAGGGCAGCUG